This is a messenger RNA of Oppiella nova, 1395 nucleotides long. The record is from the annotation of a GenBank genome assembly. Lineage: Eukaryota; Metazoa; Arthropoda; Arachnida; Sarcoptiformes; Oppiidae.
AUGUCGUCCCCAAGUCCUGGACCCCUUUCCAGCGCACAAUCCCUUCUAAACUCGCUUCCGGGCGCCCGAAGAGUCAGCACUAAUAACUUUGUCGGACUGUCAGGUGUGGGUCAGAGCGCGGGUCAAGCGACCGGUCCCCUCACACCCCCUCUGUCCCAACACUCACAACACUCUCCCAACUCUUUUUUGGCGAACUUCUCGUCCCGUCUCAUCACAAACAAGACCCGUCUGCCCGACCUCCUGGACCUCACGUCCGGCUCCACCCUCUCCAACCUCAACAACAACUCCAAUCUCUUAGGCUUUAGGAAUUCGAUGCAUACGUUCGGAGUUGUGGGCGGCUCUGUCGGGGGCCCACCGGCGCCCUCACUAGACAUGACUGAGUUCCCAACACUGGGCGGCAGCAACUCUAGCAGUCUCGGGCUGAACAACAACCCUCCGGGUCGACCGCCAUAUGUAGGUAUGGUUAAGGACAACGUGACCACCAAUUCCUCAUCCAAUGAGUUCAACAUUCAAAGUGAAGACUUCCCGGCACUGCCCGGAUCUAACCCUAACCUCCAUUUCGGAGGCAGUCAUAACGAAAACUCUUCGCUGAGCAGUGCGUCGACUGUCAUGUCUUUGGGCGCCAAUAACAUGACAGGAAUGGGUCAUCACUCGGGUCUCAUCAACAAUAGCGGUGCCGGCGAUGCGAACAUUAAAUUCAAGAGAGGCAUACAGACCAACAAAGAGGGUCGUGUGACCAACAUUCCCAUUGGUAUGGUUACCGACCAGUUCGGAAUGGUUGGCCUCUUGACGUUCAUUAGAGCCGCGGAAUCGGACCAAAGUUUAGUGUCGUUGGCUUUGGGCACAGAUCUCACGACACUCGGACUUAAUCUCAACUCUAAUGAACCGUUGUAUCAAACAUUUGCCGGUCCCUGGAGUGACCAACCCCUCAAACCACCGGAAAUUGACUACCCGGUGCCCACCGAAUACCUGAUUAACGCCUCUAUUAGGGAUAAGUUAGCGCCACUCAAACUGAACCGGUAUGGGGACGACCUGUUAUUCUUUUUGUUCUAUAUGUAUGCGGGAGAUAUCAUACAAAUAUUAGCCGCCAGUGAAUUAUAUGUGAGAGACUGGAGAUAUCAUAAGGACGAACGCAUUUGGAUAACGAGAGCGCCGGGAAUGUUGCCGUCAGACAAACAGCAGACGUACGAAAGGGGGACCUAUUAUUUCUUCGAUCCGCAUAACUGGCGAAAAGUUGCCAAAGAGUUUCAUUUAGAGUACGAGCGCCUGGAGAACAGGCCGGCCGCUGCAGCCUUUUCCAGUGCACCCCUCAGCUCAUGAACACUAUUGUCUAAAUUCAAUCAAUCAUUAAAUGUUUCGAUAAAUAAAAUUAACUUUUUUUAAUUUUAACUCUAA